Emiliania huxleyi CCMP1516 is the source of this 309-nucleotide messenger RNA. RefSeq lists its product as hypothetical. NCBI's taxonomy places the organism in Eukaryota, Haptophyta, Isochrysidales, Noelaerhabdaceae. The transcript has a single exon. The coding region runs from base 1 to 309 and encodes 102 amino acids. The record is from RefSeq and is a predicted model, not a curated record.
AUGAAGCUCGCGGCCGCCAUGACGGCGUCGAAGCCAGCGCGGCGCGGCGUCAUCAUCACUGGAGGCUCGAGCGGCAUCGGCCUCGCUCUGGCGACAGCGCUGCUGCAAAAUGGAGGCGAGCGGUACAAGGUCUAUGUCACGGGAACUCGCCCGCUGGCCGAGACGGAGCUGGCGCCACUGGUGCAGUCGAUCGAAGCGUCUGGCUCUCGAAGCAUCCAUUACUCGUCGGGCGACACGGGCGACGAGCCCACCGUCAAUCGGCAGUUUGACGAGGCCCGUACCCGACUUGCCACCUGCCUGAAGCUCUAG